Molecule: messenger RNA, 2538 nt
Organism: Quercus lobata
Lineage: Eukaryota; Viridiplantae; Streptophyta; Magnoliopsida; Fagales; Fagaceae
Product: pentatricopeptide repeat-containing protein At2g20710, mitochondrial-like
Exons: 2
Coding region: 112-1638 (508 amino acids)
Cellular component (GO): mitochondrion
Molecular function (GO): protein binding
Source: RefSeq, a predicted model, not a curated record
UAUGAAAAUAUAUCCCCUCGUUGUGAGGGGUUUCUGUUUGCCUCUCCGACCUCCGCUUAAACCCUGACUAUAAUUCUCUCUCUCUCUCUCUCUCUCUCACACACGCAGAAAAUGAGGCUUCGCUGCCUGAACAAUAUCAUUCCCACUCUGCCUCAGAACUCUCCAAGUCCUUUAACUUUAGCUUCAUUUUUCUCCACUAAAACCUUAGCCCCACCUUCCUCCUCCUCUUCUUCUUCUUCUUCCAGUUCUCUCUACGAUCGCAUCCAAAUCAUUCGAGAUCCCAAAGUCUCGGUAGUUCCAGUGCUGGAACAAUGGGUCAAUGAAGGACGACCCGUUCAAAAACAACACCUCCGAUCACUGGUGCGACUCAUGAAAGACUUUAAGCGCUUCAAUCACGCUCUCGAGAUAUCUCAGUGGAUGACUGAUCGUAGGUAUUUCACAUUAUCACCAAUAGAUGUUGCUGUUAGAUUGGAAUUAAUUCACAGAGUUCGUGGACUAGAGCAUGCAGAAAAUUACUUUAAUAAUAUUUCAAGUAAUCUAAAAUCGGUCAAUGCGUAUGGUGCUCUUCUCAGUGGCUAUGUUCGAGAGAAAUCUGUUGAGAAAGCCGAAUCCAUUAUGCAAAAAAUGAAAGAGAUGGAGAUGGCAGUCUCAUCCUUUCCUUACAACAUGAUGAUUAACCUUUACACUCAAACUGGAGAAUAUGAUAAAAUUGACAUGUUGAUGCAAGAGAUGGAAAGGAAGGGAAUACCUCAAGAUAAGUAUACCAUGCUAAACCGAAUGGCUGCUUACAUUGCAGCAUCUGACAUUUCUGGAAUGGAAAGGAUUUUGAAGAGGAUAGAGGAGGAUAGGCACUUUUCUGUUAACUGGAAAGUGUGUUCCAUGGCAGCAAGUGGAUAUCUGAAAGUUGGGAUGAUUGAAAAGGCUCUUGCAAUGCUGAAGAAAAUGGAGGGAAAUAUUCCCCUUCAGGGAAGGAAAUCGGCCUUUGACUUUCUUCUUACGCUCUAUACAAACACUGGCCAUAAGGAGGAGCUUUACAGAGUGUGGAAUACGUACAAGCCAUCAACCAAACAAAUAGAUGGAUCAUAUGCCUGCAUGAUUUCAUCUCUUGCAAAGCUGGAUGAUUUGGAGGGGGCUGAGAGGAUUUUUGAGGAGUGGGAAGCCCAAUGCACUGUGUAUGACUUUCGGGUGUUGAAUAGCCUUCUUUCAGCUUACUGCAGAAAGGGUCUCUUCAAUAAGGCAGAAUCAGUUUUAAAAAAGAAUAUGGAAGCAAGAACACCUUAUGCUAGUACCUGGAAUGUGUUAGCUUUGGGGUAUAUGGAGCAUGAGAAUAUGCCCAAGGCAAUUGAGAUGUUGAAGAAGGCACUAUUGGUUGGAAGACAAGGUUGGAGACCAAAUCCCAUCAUUUUGUCUGCCUGUCUCAAUUACUUAGAAGAGCAAGGUGAUGUUGAAGGAAUGGAGGAAUUCUUGAGAUUAUUAAAGAACUUGGUUCCUUUGAGCAGGGAGAUGAAUCACAGAUUGCUGAGGACUUGUGUUGGGAGUGGGAAAUCAGUUUCCAAGGUUCUUAGUCAGAUGAAAUUGGAUGGUUUUACUACUGAUGAUGAAACACAGAAGAUCCUUGAAAUAAAACCAAGUUUAUAGCUUAGAGGAACUCUAUAAAUGUGAGCUCUAGAAGGUUAUAGCUGGUUCAAGGGACCUUGAACUUUCUGUGAUCCAUCAAUAUUCAACUCUGGAUGCCAUUUUUCUUUUGACCUUUUGUUGGCUGGAUCUUUCAUUUGCACUAAGAAAUCAUAAAGGUAUGGUCGGAGAUGAGGAAUUGAUCUCAUAGAUUUUGAAUCUCUUUGGGAAAAAUUACAUUUUAAACCCUAUAGUUCAGGGAUGUAACAAAUUAAAUCCCAUAGAUUCAAAAGUAACAUGUUAAACCCUGAGGUUUCAAAAAGUAACAAUAAAACCUCUACCCAUUUAAGUGGAAUCUCGUUGUGCUUGAAGUUUAAUUUGUUACCUUGCCAAAUCUCGGGAUUUAAUUGGUUACUUUUGAGACUUUAGGGUUUAAAGUGUAAUUUACUCUGAUCUUUAUUAUCCAUCACAAGUCCUAGUAUCUUGGACUUCCAUCAAUGUAUGAUAAAACCACAAAACUUUGUUCUGUAUUGUAGCAUGGUCUCUACUUAUAGAUGAGUUCUCGCCCUAUGCUUUUAUGCUAAAGGAGUUUUUCCCGUAGAGAACUGGAUGAUGGUGUCUCUACUCUCUAAAUUCAAACUGGGAGCUCGUUUAGGACAGGACUGAACAGAACAUUUACAAAGAGGAUGCUGAAAUUGAAGGAAAAGAUCUUGAACCUUAGCCAUAUAGACCAUAUUUUAUCUUAGAUUAAACCUCUGCCUAGUGCCAAGGCUGAUGUUGCUCAAUUAUUCUUGAUACUAUUGUAUAUCUUCUAGUAGUAGUACUUUUAUUUAGAUUUGCAGAUGCUCUUUAAAAUUAUCUGAUCUCUGCUCUCUUACGAAAAUACCAAAAGUUUCAGAAUUUCAGUUGGAUAUUCUAAUUAAA